AGCUUUUAGAAAAGCCAUGCUCUCACCAUGAUUUUGGCCAGAAGCUGACAUGGUGGAAAGAGAAUAUUUAAUUCCCAGCACUGGAUUGUGUUCGUCAAGGAAAAUGUUUGUAUCCCGUGUGGAUAAAAAGGUGCAUGCAAAUCUUUAGUUUCAUCACAGAUUUAUAUCAUUAAACACUUUGGUUAUCGAAAGACUGAUUAACCUAUUGAUUAAUUGGAUCUAGAUAAGGUAAAUGCAUGUCCUGUGGGAUAUGUACUGCCAGUGUUUGAUUUGAUUUGAGGAGGACGCCUCACCCACUGGCCUCUGAGUGUGGGAAAGCUAUUCCUGACUGGGACUCAUGGCUUUGUAAUGCUAAUGAGCUCCUAUAAAUAGAGGAGCACACCCCUCAUUCCCAACACAACUGACUUGCUUUCCUCAGAGAAACUUCUCUCCAUCCGAAAGAAUGGCUCCAUCCUACAUGACUGACUUCUCUAAACUCUCCAACAAGGAAAAGCAUAAAUUGAGAAAACCAGUGGUGGAAAAGAUGCGCAGAGAUCGCAUCAACAACUGCAUCGAGCAGCUCAAAUCCAUGCUGGAGAAGGAGAUCCACCAGCAGGAUCCAAACACCAAGCUGGAGAAAGCCGACAUCCUGGAGAUGACGGUGGUUUUUCUGAAACAGCAGCUGCAGCCCAAGACCUCGGCUCCACAGAAAGCCCACUUUGAUGGCUAUUCCCAGUGUUGGAGGGAGACCAUGAGCUUCUUAUCUGGAGACAACAAGGUUGAUGCUGUACGUCAGCAUCUGAACCGCUGCCAAGAAGCCCAGAGAUCAUCUCAAGACCUCACUCACGUGUCUCCAGCUUCCCAUCAGCCCACCAAGGUGAAGCAGGAACCAUGUGCUCACAGAUCUCUCUGGAGACCUUGGUAGACAAUGAAAGACUUCCACAGAAAAACUAGACGGUGGUUUUACCAUCUCUUGUGUUGUAGGAGAUGCUUCCUUUUUUAAACCCCCAAUUGCUCACCGGGCACCUCAGCAUUGGCUGCCCAUUGCUCCAGGUGUGUGUGUGUUCACAGUGUGUUUGUGCACUUGGAUGGGUUAAGUGCAGAGCACGAAUUUCGAGUAGGGGACACCUUACUUGGCCAGAAUUUUUAAUUGACACUUCCACUAGAUUAUGGAUGGGAAUGGGUUUCACAAUGUGAAAGUGUAAUUCUCUACAGGUGAUUACAUUAUGUUAAAUAAUAAUAAUAAUAUUAUAUUAUUAUUGUAACACCUCUAUAGUUUUCCUCAUGGAUGGACAGAAACUUCGCAUUGAAGAGUCAAUGAAUGUUUAACUCCUGUGGAGUAAAAUACAAAGUAAAUAUUUGCAAUGUUUGAUAUGCAAAUGCUAUAGUUUCUUCUUAUGCAGGAUGUAAAUUUUCACUUUUUUUUCUAAUAUAUAGUGACAUACUGUAUGUUAAUUGUGCAAACAUAGUCACAUACAAAUAAACACUUUUUGAAUA
Molecule: messenger RNA, 1476 nt
Organism: Carassius carassius (crucian carp)
Lineage: Eukaryota; Metazoa; Chordata; Actinopteri; Cypriniformes; Cyprinidae
Gene: her15.2
Product: hairy and enhancer of split-related 15, tandem duplicate 2
Exons: 2
Coding region: 443-904 (153 amino acids)
Biological process (GO): regulation of neurogenesis; anterior/posterior pattern specification; regulation of transcription by RNA polymerase II
Cellular component (GO): nucleus
Molecular function (GO): protein dimerization activity; DNA-binding transcription factor activity, RNA polymerase II-specific; RNA polymerase II cis-regulatory region sequence-specific DNA binding
Source: RefSeq, a predicted model, not a curated record